Molecule: messenger RNA, 1638 nt
Organism: Annulohypoxylon truncatum
Lineage: Eukaryota; Fungi; Ascomycota; Sordariomycetes; Xylariales; Hypoxylaceae
Product: restriction endonuclease type II-like protein
Exons: 1
Coding region: 106-1368 (420 amino acids)
Biological process (GO): mitotic recombination; UV-damage excision repair; meiotic mismatch repair
Cellular component (GO): nucleus; nucleotide-excision repair factor 1 complex; ERCC4-ERCC1 complex
Molecular function (GO): damaged DNA binding; single-stranded DNA binding
Source: RefSeq, a predicted model, not a curated record
GGGAACGUUUUAACUGAACAAUGACCCGAUUCAUUUAUCUUCCAUUAAUUUCAAAGUUUCAACAUUUCAAAGUUCCAAAUAUUGUGAACAUGAAAAGUCGUGAUCAUGGACGAUGAUGACUUCGGCGCGGAUGCAGAGUUUCUUUCUGCUCUCGCCUCUUCUGCUCCUUCAAUAGGAAAUAAGUCGAGUCAAGCCAGAUCGCAACCGACAACCCGCAUUCAGCAACCUAUUCCCCAGAAAAUCCAACAGCCAACUCCUCAAAGAAUACAACAACCGACGCCUCAAAGGAUACAACAACCCGCACCUCAACGAUUAGACAAACCACCGCCUUCAUCUUCUACCUCUACUUCCUCCGGACCGAAGAUCGUCCAGCCGACACCCCAAGCCCUUCCACAACGCUCUUCCGGUUCUUCAAUUCUAGUAUCACCACGCCAGAAGGGGAAUCCUGUAUUAGCCUCCCUACGAUCGGUGCCAUGGGAAUACAGUGACAUCCCAGCAGAUUACGGUUUGGGUUUGACAACAUGUGCUUUGUUUCUGAGCCUCAAAUAUCAUAGGCUGCAUCCCGAGUACAUUUAUACUCGAAUUCGCAACUUACAAGGGAAAUUCAAUUUACGCAUCCUCUUAACUAUGGUUGACAUACCUAACCACGAAGACUCACUGCGCGAACUUUCGAAGACCUCGCUAAUUAAUAAUGUGACAAUUAUCCUAUGCUGGUCUGCUGCCGAAGCGGCCAGAUACCUCGAAUUAUACAAAUCCUACGAGCACUCAAACUUUAGUGCUAUAAAGGGACAGCAAGCUACGAGCUAUGCUGAGAAGCUCGUGGAAUUCGUCACAGUGCCGAGAGGAAUCAAUAAAGCCGAUGCAAUCUCUCUUGUUAGUGCGUUUGGUAGCUUGAAAAACGCGAUCAACGCCGACCCGGAGCAAGUUGCCAUCAUUGGCGGCUGGGGAGAGAAGAAAGUUAAGAGAUGGUGCAGCGUCGUCGAAGAACCGUUUCGAGUUCAACAUGCCGCAAAGAGACGCAUCGUAGAGCACGAGGAUAGCAAUAAUGCUGCUGACAAGGCCGUCCCGCUAAGUCGAGUACCACUUAGAGACAUGCCGAGUAUAUCGGCAAGUCGGUCCCGAGACAGCGCAACUCCUCAAUCAGAGCAAAGACCAUCUACGUCAACGAAGCCGAAGGAGGAUCGUCGAAGUGGAGAUGCUCCGAUUGAUGAAUAUGACGAAGAAGCGAUGCUGGCGGCAGCAAUUGAGGAGUCGAAGAAGACAAUGACUCAAGAGCAACCAUCUAGCUCGACUUCUAAAGCUCGGGAGGAAGAGAAAUUAAGCGACGGAAUCGCAGCUGCGUUAGCUAGGCUCCGGGAUAAGGGAUAGAGAAGAAGGAUGAUGAUACCUGCCUAGUUCGGGCGGACUAGGCGGAACACUCGGUGCAUCCCGGGUAUAGGUUACGUUUUUCUCAUUUGAAUGUACGACAUCGAAGCUCUACCAGGGGAAAUUCUUCUCGCCUACCGGACGGCGGUCAACAUGGCGUUGAUGACCGGAAAUCAAAGUAAGGAGCAAUUGGCUCACGAUGCAUGUUCCCGUAUGAUCAAGCACAGGCCACAUAUCUCCGGCGCCACCAAUUAUUGUGAAUUCCUUGGGCCG